GAAUGCAAGGAGAGCCAUGAAGAAGGAAUAACUAGCCAACAGCAUGGUGAAACCGACCAAAUAACCUGCAAAGGAGAAGACAGAAGACAGUUAUUCUCUUAACCCUAAAAGGGCUUGGGGAGGGAAGGUACACCGUAAAAUGAAUGAAAAUGGACAGUGACGGAGAAAAUGACCCUCGUGCUCACUCGACACCGAAGAGGUACGAGAAUGAAAACGCAUCUGGAAUGGAUCCCGCGGUAACACCACACAGUGAUGAUCUAUCGGGACAACCUAAGGCAGGCGGUGGCCGACUUGGGCUGGACCAGACGGGGGAAUCUACCAGGUCACUGUUAUCCGUCCUGUCGCACAGCAGUGUGGAAAAUGACUCUGGGAGCAGGUCCUCCUCAACAGCCUCAUUUUCGUCUUCAUCUUCUCAUUCAACUUCCCGCAAGAGAAGAUCAAAAUCACCCCCAUCUUCGUCAAUAAGCCAUUCCAAGUCACCAACACAGUCCAACCAAUCAAGUUCCAGAGCUAGGUCUGCCUCUGCUACCAGCCAAUCAAGUGCAAGACACCAAAAUGCCUCCCAGGCAUCCAGCCAAUCAAAGCACAGGUCCCGCACAGCAUCUGCAAGGACCAGCCAAUCCAGUUCGAGAACAACCCCCGUCAGAGUUAGCUCCUCCUCCUCUGCAAAGACGCUCACUGAAUCACCCUCCGAGCCACAGCUCACCCCCUGGGAGAAAUGGUUGGUGCGAAAAACUGAAGAGGAACGUAAGCGGGUCGGACUACAAGUCCGCCGGGAGAGGGAAGAAGCAAGGCAAAAAGCUGAAGCUGAGAGGGUGAAAAAAGAAAAGGAAACAUUCAUCAAGGCCAGAGUGGAUGAGUGGAUCGAGGAGAGAACAAAGACAGAACAGAAAAAAAGGAAAAGCAAAACCAGAAAGGAACAGCAGAAGAAAGAGGAAGAAGAGAGAAAACAAGAAGAAAUACUGGAACGCGCCAAGGCAAACAGGCAAAAGUGGCUGGAUGACAAGAAGAAGAAAGAACAAGAACAGAAACAGAAGGAAGAAGAAGAGGAAGCCAGAGCCACCGAGGCAGAACAGGAACGCAGAGCCAAAGCCGAGGAAGCGUACAACAAAUGGCGUCAGCAAGCAAGCAAGAAACCCAGCCCAAUACCAAGCAGUCAAGGUUACUACGACACUGCUGCUUACCCCAUCCCCAACUUCUACAAUCCUAUUCCAUGGACGCCUAUCCAUGUACCGAAACCUAAAGAGGGGCGUGGCCGAGGCAGAAGAGGCGGGCAAGCGGGAGGUUCAAAGAGAGGUCAAAGGUCAGCUAAGAAGGCCCAGGGGGUCGUUCUCCAGCCCGCCUCCCCGCCACUGCUUUUCAAGGACAGGCAGACACCGGAGAAGUGCAAUAAGUGGGGAAGGCCUAGGUGAUUGGAUGGCUACUAACUGCUCAAACCUUGAUGCUCCCUCCCCCUAAUCAGGCUCCACCCCUUUUCAGACUCCAACCCGUAGUACUCUUCCCCCUUAAAGGUAGAGUAGAUCAUUUGUCCUUUGUGCAUGUUUUUUAUUUGAAGCAACAAAAGUGCUUAAAAUCUGACGGCUAUUGUUCUAAGGGAUCAUGUUACUGGGGAAGAGGGAAAAGUUAAUCAGGGGUACACACUUCUAUGAAAGGGUAGGAGACAUCUAAUAAAAAAAGGGGUGAUUUAUUCAGGGGAGCUACACCUAUACCUAAACACUAAAAGCAAUACAGUAAAAACUACAAGUUAAAUUUGGCCCUGCCACACUCGCAAACGGCGAUAGGUCAAUUGCCCCUGAAGUCAGCAUCUGGGACACAUUCUCAUUUGGCGGAUUGCAGCUACACGCGUCACACACCGAACUGACAAAUAAUAGCAACCUUGCACGUGCAUGCUUUGUGUCAACGGUUGCGCACACCCAUUCACGGACUUGCCCAAUUCCAAACCAACUAUUAACGGAAAUUUCCAAAAAUGUGUCACUUGACACAUCUUUGGAAAUGAACUUCUUUUUUUGUUUUCUUUAAAAUGAC
Patiria miniata (bat star) is the source of this 2025-nucleotide messenger RNA. RefSeq names its product coiled-coil domain-containing protein 34-like. Bases 144 to 1412 code for a protein of 422 amino acids. The record is from RefSeq and is a predicted model, not a curated record. Lineage: Eukaryota; Metazoa; Echinodermata; Asteroidea; Valvatida; Asterinidae. The transcript has 5 exons.